Molecule: messenger RNA, 1265 nt
Organism: Misgurnus anguillicaudatus (oriental weatherfish)
Lineage: Eukaryota; Metazoa; Chordata; Actinopteri; Cypriniformes; Cobitidae
Source: RefSeq, a predicted model, not a curated record
AAUAUUUUUCUCAUUUAACAGGCCUAUGUUAAUCAAUAUUUCAUCUCAACAAUUUCAAGAUUAAAGACAAAGAUUUUGCGAAGAUGUCACUUUAUAAGAUGCUCAAUAAACAUGAUUCUGUCAGUCCCCCGCCCCAGGAGUAUGAUGAGCCAUGGAUGACAAUAGAUUGGGGGAAGUCUAAAAACUUGUUAGAAAAGCUGAACAAUUUCCAGCCUGUGAACUCGGAUGUUACCCCCCUCAGGAUUCUUCUGCAUGGGCCAGUAGGAGCUGGGAAAUCAAGCUUCAUCAACUCAGUGGAUAGUUGUCUAGAGGGCCGCGUAACUACCAGAGCCUUAACAAAUUCAAUACUUGAAGGAAGAAGUUUUACUUUGGAGUGUAAAACCUUCAAGUUCAAGAAGACUGAUUCCUUCUACCCCUUUACACUUACUGACAUCAGUGGUAUUGAAGAUAAAGAAGGCAUACAGGCCGAUGACAUCGUCAAACUUUUAAAUGGUCACAUCAAGGAUGAUUAUACUUUUAACUCAGCAAAAGCAAUUUCUGAAGAAGACCCAAAGUACUACAAGAACCCUAGUCUGAAAGACAAGAUUCACUGCCUGGUUUCUGUUCUUUCUGCGAACAGUAUAUCUAGAAUGGAAGAGAAAAAGGACGUCAUAAGAAAAAUGAAAGAAGUUCGGAGAUUUGCAUCAAACUUGGGCAUUCCUCAAGCCAUCAUCAUAACCAGGGUGGAUGAAGUAUGUCCACUGGUUAAAGUGGAUCUUAAAAAGGUCUACACAAGCAAGAAAAUAAAAGAGAAGAUGGAUUUGUGUUCCAGCACACUAGGAGUUCCUGUGAGCUACAUCUUCCCUGUAAAGAACUAUCAUGAGGAACAUAAUACAAACACCACAGCAGAUACUCUGAUUUUAGAUGCAUUACAACGUAUUGUUAGCUUUGCCAAAGACUAUGUGAAGGACCAAGUAGACAGAGACUCACAGCAGACCUGAAGAAGAAAUGUACACAUUUCUGAUGCUAAGAGGGGUGGCUUCCCGAACAGGCUUUAGAUUAAUCCAGGACUGCCUUAAUUAUAUUAGAAGAUUUAAGUAGUUUUUACAAACAUACCUCACUGAAAAAAAUUAUUCAUUCAAUUUAAUUUUUUUAAGGUAAGCGGUUGCAAUCAAUUUAUUUAAGCUACAUUUAAACAAAAAAAUUGUUGAACUUAAUCAAUUUUAUUUAGUUAUCCUAGUAUAAAAAAGCUUAGUAAUUUCAGCCCUAUUUAAUUAUGCUACAUU